This is a messenger RNA of Triticum aestivum (bread wheat), 1593 nucleotides long. RefSeq names its product (+)-larreatricin hydroxylase, chloroplastic-like. NCBI's taxonomy places the organism in Eukaryota, Viridiplantae, Streptophyta, Magnoliopsida, Poales, Poaceae. The record is from RefSeq and is a predicted model, not a curated record. The transcript has 2 exons. Gene Ontology annotation, molecular function: catechol oxidase activity. The coding region runs from base 1 to 1593 and encodes 530 amino acids.
AUGACAAGGUGGUGCGCCUCGACCGCCGUGACCACCAGCAAUUUCGGCCUGGCAAUGGCCGCGGACGCCGGCGGGCAGUGUGCAGCCAUGCCCAUCAAGGCCGAGGACCUCCGAUGCGGCUCGGCGAACGGCUUCCAGUGCCCGGGCUUGUACAACCCCCAGGACAUCGUGGACUUCAGUAGCCUGCCGCAGCCGAAAGAGCUGCCGCGCGUGCGCAAGGCGGCACACCUCCUGGACGCCGCCUACGUGGGCAAGUUUGAGGAGGCCGUCCGGAGGAUGAAGGCGCUGCCCCACGACGAUCCGCGCAGCUUCGAGCGGCAGGCGGACAUCCACGAGGCCUACUGCGCCAACCACUACAAGGUGGUGCCGGCGGGCGGUGGCCCAGAGACCGUGUUCGACGUGCACCACUCGUCCAUCUUCGCUCCCUGGCACCGGAUGUACCUCUAUUUCUUCGAGGGUAUCCUCGGCGACCUCAUUGGCGACCCCACCUUCGGCCUGCCCUACUGGAACUGGGACACGCCGGAGGGGAUGAUGAUGCCGUCCAUAUUCGCCAACGAGAGCUCGCCCCUGUACGACGCCAAGCGCAACCCCAGGCGCGUCCGCGCCGUCAUCGAUCUCAACCUGUCGCCAGGAUCGAAAGAUGGUCUUCCUACAUGCACCGACGACCAUGUUUGCCUCAUAGACAAUAAUCUCUACACCUUAUACCGUCAGAUGAUCGUGGAGACACCGAAGCAAUUCUAUGGCGGGAAGUUCUACAACGUCGAGCUAGACGAUGAAGGGAAGCAAAAUCACAAGAUCACGGGAUCCCUUGAGAAUGGAGCGCACAACUCUGCGCACAUUUGGCUAGGAGACCCAUGCCAGAAGAAUCAAGAUAUGGGAGACCUCAGCACCGCGGCACGUGACCCCAUCUUCUACUCCAACCACUCCAAUGUAGACCGCAUGUGGCACAUAUACAUCACCAAGCUUGGUGGGGGCUUCCUCCCCUACAAGGAGUGGCUUGACACUAGUUUCGUCUUCUACGAUGCGCAGAAGCGGCCCGUGCGCAUCACCGUCAGUGAUGUCCUUGAUGUUGGAAAGCUUGGGUACAUGUUUGAGGAGAGCGGCAAGCUGCCAUGGAUAGGCAAGCGGCCGAAGCCUGCAGCCAACAUCCAGCGCCAUCACGGCCUAAAGGGCACCCAGACCAACAGCUCAUACCCCAUGACGUUGAAGAAAGGGGAGCCGCAGUACCUGAGGUUGGAGAGGCUGGAGAAAUCCCGGGCCGGUGGCGGCAGUAGCAAGAAGGCACCGGAGGCACUGGUGGUGGAUGUCACCAUAGACCCCUGCAAGUACGUCAAGUUUGAUGUGCUAGUGAACGUGCCCAAGGGGCAAGAGAAGAAGGUGGGGCCGCAGAACAGCGAGUUCGCUGGGAGCUUCACGCAAGUGCCACACGGCGGCGGCCUAGAGAUGAAGACACGGAUGGUGUCGUACCAAUUCGCACUGAGGGAGCUAUUGGAGGACCUCAAGUGCGGCAAGGACAACCAGCUGGACAUCACGCUUGUCCUAGUCGAAGGCGACAAGGUUCUCAUCGAUGACGCCCGCAUCGAGGUCCUAUAG